AUGCAGGUUGCAAACUCACGAAGAGACCUGCUCUUUCUCGGCAGGUUCUGCCCUGUGGGACUGAACUCUGCUGGCCUUGGGGUGUGUGUUUUCAAUCUGCAUGACAGGCAGACGGAUGGCUUUGAGAAACCGGCGGUCAGUGUGCAGACCCUGGUUUGGGAGCUUCUCCUCUGCGGCCACUCCCUGCGCUCUGCGCUGGCGUGGAUACAACAGCUGAAGCUGCCGCCAAUGUGCGGUAGUGCGCUGCUGCUGGUCGAUGCGAGCGGCGCUGCCACCGUGGAGCUGAAUCCAGGUGGCCCUGUGAUCGGUGAUGUCAAGCUGAAAGACCCCAUUAUGCGUGCCAACCACCCCAUUCUUUCACAGUCUACUGCAACAUUCGCGGCUGGAAAGAAGGCGCGGCGUGACUCGGAGCGCCGCAUGCAGGCAGUGGAGGCAGAGAUAGAGCGGCGAAAGGGUGCAGACGAGCAAGAGCAGUUUGAUGGCAGCGCUGCCAUCUCUGUACUGCGGAAGGCCAAGAAGGUGAGAAAUCUUGCGACCCUUGCAGUCAUUGGUCUUGACCUUCUCCAAGGCCGUCUGUUGGUGGAGUUCCGGGAGCGGCAAUCGAUUUCCAACGUGGAGGCUGCGAGAUUUGCUGUGGAGCUUGGCUUGACGCCCAAGAUUGUAGAUCGUGCCCUCACACAGGGAGGUCUUCAGAUGGACUGCCCCUCAGUCUGCCAGUUCUGGGACCUUCACACCAACAUAGCGCCAUGGAAUGUGUUACGCUGCAUUGGGCCUGCAGCAUCCUGCAAUAUCCUGCGAAUUGCGGCAAGCAUGUCCUGUAGCAGUGCAACACCAAGCGUCAAGUCGAGCUCCUCUCUUGGCAUUGGCAUUCAACGGGGCAUGAAGAUGCAGAAAUGCACGAAGCACCGCCUUGCCAAGCACUUGGGAGGUUGGUGCAAUCAUGCACUGCGGGGCUCCCAUCACCCUCCAUCUGUCCGAGGGCAUCAAGUCUAUGACCUAGUCGACUCCAGCCCAAAGGGCCGUAUGCCCUGUGCUCCCAUGUUCUUGGAUGAUCGACGAGUCGGAAUCACAUUUGCUGGCCUUGCCGUGCUAACUGCCAUCGGCUGGUCCGCUUUCUCCUACCCAUCCAGGCCCGUGCACGUCAAACAGCGGCCCGGUCUUCUGGAUGGCAUCCUGUCUUUGGUUCUCCCGCCGGAGGACGAGCAAUACAUGGUGAUGAAGAGGAAGCGCUUGAUGGGCCGUGCCCUUGGAUCCGGGUACAUGCUUGCUGGCUUCUCAGCACCGAUUGCCACCCACAGUACGACCUCGGAGCCCUGUGAGCCGCUGCCCCAGUGCGCAGGCACGUCAUCAAGCUUUGCAACCAUUCUGUCCCGCGGGGCACCCAAUGACCAGUUGUACGGGCGUGGAGGCUGUGCAGUGGCGACUUUAUCGUACGCCCUGCUCUUGGCAGCACGCAGUCCUUACAAGCAGUCCCGCAGCGAAGCUUUCGGCGUGUCGAAGUGCGUACUCUGGGCGAGUGUUUGCAGGCUCGAAGUCCUGAGACCCGUCGGAGGGAAGAAGGAAGGGGAGGCGGCCAACCCACUCAAUCCCGUGCGUGUGGGCUUGGUGGCUUUCCUGGCUUUGUUCUUGGCUUGUCAGGUCCACAUGUUCAAGCUUUCACGCUCGUUUUACGUUUGCUACUACGAGUACUGCGCUGAUAUCAUUUUCUCGGUACAAAUGCCAAGAACUCAUCGCGAAGGCAAGCGUGACGACCUCAUCCAGCAGGUCCUGGACCGGGUCAAGCGCUUCAGGAGGGCCGUGGCUCCGAAACGCCCAAGCGAUGGCCAGCCGGUGCCAGAAGCAGAAGGCAUGGAUAAUGCAAUUCUGGUGGAGGCACAAAGGCGGGUGAUCGUGCUUAACCGCUUCCGCAUGAUGGAGCAAACUGCCAAGGAGCAGGGCGUGGAAAGUGGCCAGCUUUCGGAGGCAUGCAGGCUUCUGACGUGGGCUAUGGCAGAUGCUUCUUUCUCCGCGGAGAAGCUCAGCCUCAGCAUCGAGGAGUUCAAGACCUGUGGAGGCACUGCAGUGCGAGCGUCCGCUCCAGCCCAGAUGCUCCUUAAGCGUGCAAUCUUCCAAAUGAAGCUCUGGAAUUGGAGGGACAGGCUAAGGGAAGAGCGCAAGGAGCUCAAGAGAGCGACUGAGCAGAUGGUGCAGAUGGAAAUGAUGGACCAAGAGCAUACGAAGCGCUUUCCAGGCAGGCCGAUGCGCAAAGAAGAGGUGGAGAAAAUUGUGCAGGCAAGGAAUCUUCUGGGGCGCAAGGUGCGGCAGGGCCAAAGCUUCCGACAGCAGCUGCACUUCGAAAUGGCGGAGGCGGAGGCGGUGCUACGCCGCAGCCUUCGGAGUGCAGCAGGGCAAAGGCAGCUGAGCCUUCAAGAGCAAAAUGCACGCUUCCACCCUGAGCGGACUCUGACCGUGGGGAAGGAGAAGGGCUGGUGGCGCCGCUGUGUGGUGUAUUGCAGCGUAGUUCAGCGCAGCAUCAGUAUGUUGAAAGUUUGCCUCUUUACGGAUGGAGACGAAGCUCAAGCCCCAGCAAACGGAGCGCUGUUCUUCCAUCUGCCCAGCCGAUGUUCGCUUCCAGACGAAGGUGCCCAGCUUCGAGACAAGAGACUGCACUGUUGGAAUUUGUUUGGACAUGAGGCAUUUCUUGGCUUUGCCUUUCCCCUCAAGAAAGUUGAGCGCUGCCUGCAGCAUGCUGAGCUGCGGGGACAGGAUGGAACAGCCACUGCCCACUCGGCUGUGCUUCGAGCAGUCUCACAGCCAUUUCGACAGAUGCUCAACACUGAGAUGUCAGAGGGCCAGUAUCUCAGCCUCCAGGAUCCCAACGUCGCCAAGGGCCAAUGGGAUCCAAUGGGUCAAUGUCGUGACAUCUUGCACGUGUAUGCACUUGUUUCCCGCGCCGUUACGACCCGAGCUGACCUGCUCUUCUUCCUCCGGCUACUGUACACUGGCCAGGUGGAUGAGGCUGACUGGGAUGGCCUGUCAGGGACGCCCCACUUCCAAGCACCGCUGCGGCAGUGGGACAUGCGACUCAUGCGACCGUCAACAUGCGGUAAAGCAAUAUAA
Messenger RNA from Symbiodinium natans, 3099 nucleotides. Lineage: Eukaryota; Dinophyceae; Suessiales; Symbiodiniaceae. The record is from the annotation of a GenBank genome assembly.